Molecule: messenger RNA, 1936 nt
Organism: Labrus mixtus (cuckoo wrasse)
Lineage: Eukaryota; Metazoa; Chordata; Actinopteri; Labriformes; Labridae
Gene: sp5a
Product: Sp5 transcription factor a
Exons: 2
Coding region: 339-1469 (376 amino acids)
Biological process (GO): regulation of transcription by RNA polymerase II
Molecular function (GO): DNA-binding transcription factor activity, RNA polymerase II-specific; RNA polymerase II cis-regulatory region sequence-specific DNA binding
Source: RefSeq, a predicted model, not a curated record
UCCUUUAUCCAGACCAACAAACACACCAUAGGAGCUUUGUGGAUUCAAAGGAUUUGCUUUCCCCUCUCAAAGAGCCGCUAUUCUUUGAUGAUUGGGCAGCGGCAAACUUCAAAGUAAUAAAUCUUAUUUCUGACUGGCUGGCGGCCCACCAAAGUCCUUAUCAAAUUCUAAGAAGUGAUCCCUCACUCUUCAGAUAGAGCAAGGAGAUCUCAGAGAGAGGAGGCACCGAGGAGUGAAGGAAGAGCUGCUCGACGCGAUAUUUUUACUGCGAAUGUUCACAUUUAUCUGAAUUAGCGUUGUUAUUCUGUAUUUCAUCGAGAGGGAGGAGGACGUUUACCAUGGCAGCAGUGGCUGUACUGCGGAAUGAAACACUCCAGGCUUUUCUCCAGGAUCGCACUCCGAACUCUUCUCCAGAGAACUGUAAGCACUCUCCGCUGGCUCUCCUGGCUGCCACUUGUAACCGGAUCGGGCAUCACCACGGAUCCAACCCCACAGAUUUCCUCCAGGUUCCUUACGACCCGACCCUGGGCUCCCCAUCGCGCUUAUUUCACCCGUGGACUAACGAGGGAAACCAUCAGAGCAGCUUGGCCAGCAACUCUACUUUCGGACUAUCCUCAAAGCCCCAGCUGUCUGCGCACAUCCAGAGCUCGUUCAGCUCGCACCACGAACUACCCCUCACCCCUCCGGCGGACCCCUCGUACCCCUAUGACUUCUCCCCCGUGAAGAUGUUACCUUGCUCCAUGCAGUCUCUGCAGUCCACCUGCCCUCCCACUUACGUCCCCGCUGUCAGUUACGCAGCGCCAACUCCCAUCCCUCCCGCGAUGCCAACUUUUGUCACAGGACACUCCGGCCUUGUGCACCACCAGCAGCAGAGACAGUUGUCCCCAAACCCUGGAGAGGAUAUCCCGUGGUGGAGCCUUCAGCAGGGGAACCAUGUCACCCACUCUACGUCCCUUGGUCAUCAUCGCUUCCAGCUGCAGAGGGGCUUGGUUCUGGGACAUACGGACUUUGCGCAAUACCAAACGCAGAUCGCGGCUCUGCUGCACACAAAGUCCCCCCUCGCCACUGCGCGACGGUGCAGGAGGUGCAGGUGUCCGAACUGCCAGUCCUCCACGUCCAGCGACGAGCCUGGCAAGAAGAAGCAGCACAUUUGUCACAUACCGGGCUGCGGGAAAGUUUAUGGGAAAACUUCUCACCUCAAAGCGCACCUGAGGUGGCACUCUGGGGAGCGGCCGUUUGUGUGCAACUGGCUCUUCUGUGGGAAGAGCUUCACCAGGUCGGACGAGCUGCAGAGACACCUGAGGACUCACACUGGGGAGAAGCGCUUUGUAUGCCCAGACUGCUGCAAGAGGUUCAUGAGGAGUGACCACUUGGCAAAACAUGUGAAAACUCACCAGAACAAAAAAAGCAAGUGCCACGACAAGACACUCGACCACGUGAAAAGGGAGGACACGAGGAAUAUGUUGUAACACACCUUGUUGUCGUUUUAACAGUAGAUAUCACAUUAGUGCAAUACAGUCAGUCCUACAUUAGUGCACAGUGAGCUGCGUUUUCUUCCUUUACUGUUCAGUUUGUUGGUUUAUUUCACACCCUGACAAUAGUUUCUAACAUUGCUGGUCUGUGUAGCACAUUUGUGUAUAUAUAGGUAUAAAACGUUUCAUAAGUUCAUUUGGGACCAUGGAGAAGUUAUAGCUCAUAAGUUUGAAUUCACUGUCUAUAUCAUAUCAAGGAGACAAGUUUUCAACUUGUGUUUUGGUCAUUGUCUUCGGUGGAAGAUUUCGCUCCCCUGUAAAUUCUAUUUAAUAGCUUUUGUUGAAUGAAAGUGUCCGUUUUUUGCUCCAUAUGGGGUGUUUUAAAGCAUGCUCUUGAAAAGAUCUGCUAUUGUUGAUAUGACCCAAAUACUGUGUGAGAAUAAAGAUUAUAACAUUUUCCUCAA